AUGAAAUAUAACAUUUGUUUAAUGGAUUCAAAUAAAAAUAUGGAGAUUCAUGCAUCUUCAAAUGUUUUUGAAACAUUAGAAGAUAUAUAUGAAUACGUUAAAAAACAAAAUAUAUCAGCAUAUUAUAUAAAAAGAAAAGAAAUAAAUAGUUAUUUAUCAAAAGAAACUUAUCAAAUCCAAAAAUCAAAAAGGGAAAUAGAAAAUAGAAAAUUUGGUGAAUGCUAUAGUGUAUGUAAAGAUUGUAUAGAAGAUAAUUAUUAUUAUGUUUUUGUUUUUAGUUCAAGUAAUGGUAGGAGAUCUGGAGGAAUUCAUUCACAAAAUCAUUUAAAUAUAAAUGAAAAGAUACAAUCCCAAAAAAUACCCUGCAGUUCUAAAAACUCAACUUCAACCAAUAGUUUUAGUCAAAACACACCAAUAUCUUCAAACCAAAAAAUCUCACCUAUUAGAAGCCAUUCUAGUUCAGGUAGUCCAAAUUCUCCUUUCUUGUGUAUCACAUCAAACUCUCCAUAUAAUACACCUACUAGAAAGCAUUCUAGUUCAGGUAGUCCAAAUGUUCCUUUCUCCUAUAUAUCAUCAAAUUCUCCAUAUAACACACCUAUUAGAAGCAAUUCUACUUCAAGUAUUCCAAAUUCUCCUUUCUUGUCUAUCACAUCAAAUUCUCCAUAUAAUACACCUACUAGAAACCAUUCUAGUUCGGGUAUUCCAAAUAUUCCUUUAUCCUAUUUCACAUCAAAUUCUCCAUAUAACACACCAAAAAAAUAUUCAACACCAUCCUCAGCUAAAGUCAACAUACCAAUUAAUCCAAUUUUAAAAAAAGAUCUAAUAGAAUUUGCAUUAAAAGAAUGCAAUACAUCUGGUAAAGGUAUCAUUUUUAAAAAAAAAGAUUUCAAUAUUAUUUUAUACACCCCAGAGAAUGAUACCGAUUUAAAAAAACUAAAAGAAAUAUUGAAAAAAGUGUUAUAUAGAUACACAAUUACAGGAUGUUGGGUUUAUUCCACCAGUUCAGGUGUAUAUAAAGACAUGGUUGAUUACAUAUAUCCCUUUAAAGUAGAGAGUAGUACUGUAGUUAGACACUCUAUUUUUUGUGAAAUAGCACAUGACAUAUCUAUGGAAUCAGAAAAAAAAAAACAUAUAUUGUGUUGCAAUCCUAACCAUCUUUUCAUAGGUUCAAAAGAAGAAAAUAAUAAAGAUAAAAACUGUAGAAAAAAAUUAGAAAAAGAUGUCCGUUUUAAACAUGCAAUAAGAGAUCUUAGAGGAAAAGCAAUUGCGCUCUAUUAUGGAAUAUAUGAAGGAUAUGAUUUGGACUCAAUCGAUCCAAACUCAGCAAGCUUAUAUAUUGAUAGCAGUGAAGAUGAUGAUAGCGAUGAUAGCGAUGAUAGCGAUGAUAGUGAUAUUGAUAUCCUAUCCCAGUUUAUAAAAAGAUUAGAUUUCUAUGACGGUGCAAGUAAAAUAACCAAAAAAUUCUAA
This is a messenger RNA of Dictyostelium purpureum, 1467 nucleotides long. RefSeq lists its product as uncharacterized. The transcript has 2 exons. NCBI's taxonomy places the organism in Eukaryota, Evosea, Eumycetozoa, Dictyosteliales, Dictyosteliaceae. The coding region runs from base 1 to 1467 and encodes 488 amino acids. The record is from RefSeq and is a predicted model, not a curated record.